Cladocopium goreaui is the source of this 423-nucleotide messenger RNA. NCBI's taxonomy places the organism in Eukaryota, Dinophyceae, Suessiales, Symbiodiniaceae. The record is from the annotation of a GenBank genome assembly.
AUGCGCCUGCGUCGCCUGACGGAAACCAAGAGCACCGGGAAGACUUGGGUGGAUGAAAAGACCCAGGCUGACUACAAGGCUGGCGGUGAGCGCCGUGAGUGGCUUGAGAUAGCGCUACUGGAGGCGUUGAAGAAACAUGGGACUGGCCGAGAUGCGUACAAACGUGUGAAGGCAGAGUUCUUGACUCGUGUAGUGGUGGUGCGAGAAAGGAUGCAGUCCAAGGAGCUGGAAACCACCGGCAAGUGGUUGACGGAAGAGAAGAUGAAGGCUGAGUAUGACAAGAAGUGGAAAUAUAAUGAAGAUGUGGAGGAUUUUUUUGUUGAGGAUGAAACGACGGUGAAGCUGAAGCGUGCGGAUUUGACCCGCCAAGUGGACACCACAGAGAUGGAUGACAGGGUCUUAGUUAUCGAACUAUUUUUUUAG